Molecule: messenger RNA, 1216 nt
Organism: Triticum urartu
Lineage: Eukaryota; Viridiplantae; Streptophyta; Magnoliopsida; Poales; Poaceae
Source: RefSeq, a predicted model, not a curated record
ACCACAUUCCAUCAUCCAAACUUCACACACAUAGACCACAAGCAUCAAAAGCAAGCAAGCAGUAGUAACCACAAAUCCAACAUGAAGACCUUCCUCAUCUUUGUCCUCCUUGCCAUGGCGAUGAACAUCGCCACUGCCGCUAGGCAGCUAAACCCUAGCAACAAAGAAUUACAAUCACCUCAACAAUCAUUUUCCCAUCAACAACAACCAUUUCUACAGGAGCCAUAUCCACAACAACCAUAUCCAUCACAGCAACCAUAUCCAUCGCAACAACCAUUUCCCACACCCCAACAACAAUUUUCCCAGCAAUCACAACAACCAUUUCCCCAGACCCAACAAUCGUUCCCUCUGCAACCACAACAGCCAUUCCCCCAGCAACCCCAACAACCAUUUCCCCAGCCCCAACUACCAUUCCCCCUGCAACCACAACAAAAAAUUCCCCAGCAACCCCAACAACCAUUCCCCCUGCAACCGCAACAACCAUUCCCCCAGCAACCCCAACAACCAUUUCCCCAGCCCCAACAACCAAUCUCCGUGCAACCACAACAACCAUUCCCCCAGCAAUCCCAACAAUCACAACAACCUUUUCCCCAGCCCCAACAAUUAUUUCUUGAACUCCAACAACCAAUUCACCAGCAACCGCAACAACCAUUCCCCCAACAACCGCAACAACCAUUUCCCCAGCAACCGCAACAACCAUUCCCCCAACAACCACAACAACCAUUCCCCCUACAACCACAACAACCAUUCCCCCAACAACCACAACAAUCAUUCCUCCUAGGACCGCAACAACCAUUUCCCCAGCAACCCCAACAAUCACAACAAUCAUUUCCCCAGCCCCAACCCCAGCAACCCCAACAACCAUCCAUCAUGCAACCACAACAACCAUUACCCCAACGACCACAACAACCAUUUCUACUGCCCCAACAACAAUUAUCCCAGCAACCAGAACAAACAAUUUCCCAGCAACCCCAGCAACCACACCAACCUCAACAACCAUAUCCACAACAACAACAACCAUAUGGGACUAGUCUUACAAGCAUCGGUGGCCAAUGAAAUGAAGACCUGCAAUACAAGACGGAUGGAUCAUCGUUGUUUAGUCAAUGAGCGUUCAAUGUAACGAUGAUAAAUAAAGUGAUGUGAACCAUAAUGUGUAACCCCGACCUAUACUAGUUCAAACAUGGGAAUAAAAGACAAAGAAAGUUCUUGUCACAAA